This is a messenger RNA of Cherax quadricarinatus, 789 nucleotides long. The record is from RefSeq and is a predicted model, not a curated record. Lineage: Eukaryota; Metazoa; Arthropoda; Malacostraca; Decapoda; Parastacidae.
AUACUGUUUUUAAUUGUUCAGGUUGAAGACACAACUAUGAUUUACAUCCCCCAUGAAUCUGCCCGGAAAACCCAUGAUGACGAGCCUAAAUAUGUGCGACUUUUUCAGAACAUUGAUCUCUCUUCUAACUUCUACUUCAGUUACAGCUAUGAUCUUACUCACAGCCUACAGUAUAAUAUGGCCCCACCUACAGAUAUACCCAUUGAGUUGCUUGCACACUGCAAAACAUCAGCAUCUACUGUGGGUGAAAUAGAAAAAGCAGAAGACUUUCUGAAUUUGUCUGUAAAUUCUAAGGAUUCAAAUGAAGAGGUUGACAAAGUAACAAGCUCACUGUCAAGUAAAGAAUUGAAUAAAAAUGGUGCCAAUGUUACCUCAGACGUGUAUAACAAUCAGUGUCAAACCUCACCAUCAAGUAACGUAAAACAGCAGCCACCACCUCCUGUUUCAUAUGGAAUACGUAAUAAACCCAACAACAAAUAUGUAUGGAAUUCUUACUUGUUAAAGCCAGUUGAAAAUUUUCUACAUCCUGCCUGGAUUUUACCCAUUACUCAUGGCUUUGUUGCACAGAGCAACAUAUCCGUAUAUGGAAGAUCUUUCUUUUUGACUUUAAUUGCUCGGAGAUCUUGCUGUUAUGCUGGCACGCGGUUUCUUAAACGAGGGGCUAACUUUGAGGGUGAUGUAGCUAAUGAAGUGGAGACAGAGCAGUUGGUAUUUGAUGCACAUGUUGCAUCCCUCCAUCUGGGCAGGUUUACUUCAUUUGUACAGGUUUGUUACAUUAAUUUAAACUAA